AUGACAAGAAGCUCGACGACAUGUGCGUUUCACAUCUUAGAAAGAUGGACGUAUUCGACAAACACUUAUCGUACUGUGUUGAAAAUCUUAGGAUUAUGGCCGUACAAUAACUCGAUUCACGUAUGGAUUCAGAGAUUAUGGAUAUUGGCAUUAUUUCUUGGCAAUGUAAUAUUUCAGAUUGUGUCGCUAUUAACUUCUGAAAUUACGUUACAAAACUGUAUUUUAAUAUUGUCUACGACAUGUCCACUUGUAAUAGUUUCGUUACGAUAUGUAAGUUUGAUAUUAUUUUUUCCUACGAUAAAACUUUUAUUUCGUCACAUGCGUAUGGAAGAAGCUAUGGUACAAGAUUCAAUAGAAGCACAGAUACUAGGAAAAUAUAUCGAUGAUUGCAGCUGUAUGAUCGACAUCUUUUUCUGUAAGAAAUAA
Apis florea (little honeybee) is the source of this 426-nucleotide messenger RNA. RefSeq lists its product as uncharacterized. Gene Ontology annotation, cellular component: plasma membrane. Gene Ontology annotation, molecular function: olfactory receptor activity; odorant binding. Gene Ontology annotation, biological process: detection of chemical stimulus involved in sensory perception of smell; sensory perception of smell. NCBI's taxonomy places the organism in Eukaryota, Metazoa, Arthropoda, Insecta, Hymenoptera, Apidae. The record is from RefSeq and is a predicted model, not a curated record.